UAAAAAAAAAUCAACCAAAUUUCGCACUUUUUGAAAAUACCACGUUUAAUUUGAUGCCUUUCUGCGUAGUUGAGCAAAGCCCCAGAUUUAUAAGAAUUUGAUGACUCGAGUACUUCCCUUGUGAGAAAUGUCGUCACGCUGUUUGUCCGUCUGUCCGUCCGACUGUCGCCAAAUCAAGAGGCCAAACGGUAAGAGAUAGCGACUUGUGACCUAAGGGGGACCCCACCAUAAGUCGACACAAGGAUCGUUAACAUGCCCCUCAUUUUCCCCUCCAAAACCAUGUUUUUUUUUUGGAUUUCUCGAAAACGCGUCGUGCGAUUUUUUUCAUUUUUGGAUAUGUUUUAGUUAUUACCCAGGCGGACAUUUCGUCCUUAGACGAAAAUAUCGUUGAAUCAUUCAUUCAAUCAUUCGUUCAAUCAUCAAAGGUUAAAAAGACACUAGAGAGCGCAUUUAUCAAGUGAAUGUGGUCAUGUUUGGGCUUGUUGGAAAGGUCUUGGAAUUUCCUAUAAAACUGAACCGGUUUAAAUCGGUUCAGAACCGGUUCAUAGCCGAAAAUCGACACUUUUAAAACAAUUUUGGAGGAUUCUUUGAAUGACAUAUGGAUCGGCUCAAAUCGGUUGAGAACCGGUAAAUGGUAAAUGAUGCGAAAGUACUUCUGAGGUAUAUAAAAUCUAACUCACGAGUUCGAACAUUUCCCAAAUCCUGAGACACUUUGCCACCCCUUUUAUUCUUUUCUCGCAUUUUUUUUAAUUUAUUGCCUACUAAGUAACUGUAAUUGGUUUCUCCACACUACAGAAAUCUAUGUCCAUAUUGAAGAGUUUCUCCUACAUAAGCAUAGACAAUUUGCUUGAAUAUGGACAUAAAUUCCUCUAGGAUGUAGAGGCCAUAAGAGGCUUGUAUCCUAUUUGUUGUGAUAUUUCAAUAAAUUAAGCAUAAAAUUAAUUUAAGUUUUUGCUAAAAAAAGAAAAUCGUCAGUAUAGUACUAUAAGAUGUUUUUCUCUUUUGAAAUAAAAUAAAAUUCACUUUCAUACAAAUGCAAUUAAUAAAAAAAUUUGAUAAAAAAAAACUUUAAUUGAAUUGUUAUAUUGUUAUUGGCACUAACUAUAUAGAAAGCAAAAAUUAUUAUAUCUUUUUUUCUGUCUAGCCGUUCUUAAACUUGUUACAGAUAACCAUUUGGAUCCUUCAAAGAAUCCCUACCCGCGUCCAUAUAAGGCGAUUUUAAUAGUUACGUUGUCGCUUUUUUGGCUCACAUACGAAAAUAGCCUUAAAAUAUUUGUUCUCAAGGUCAAAUAUUAAUCGGUACUAAAAAGCAUAUUUCUCAACCGAUUAAGUUAAAUAAUGGCUUUGUUCGAAAGGCCUUGGAAUUAUGGAUAAGCAUGAAACCAGGUUCAACCGAUUAUGAAUCGGUUAUUAAACGAAUAUUGAUUUUGAAAGAAAUUGAAAUUGAAUUGAUGACUUUCUUCAUCAAAACUAUUACACUGAGGACACUGAGCAAUCAAUUUAAGGGACAUUUUGCCACCUUACAAUAAAAUUAACUAGUAAUCCUGAUUUGAGUAUUUGAUAUAGGGUCAGUGCGGUCAAUUCCUGAAUCCUGAAUCUUGCUAUUUUAACAAUUGUCAAGCACUAAUUUUUCCUAUCAGUUGAAUUCCUCAGCUCCAAGAAAAUAAAUUCCUUUAAUACAACUCCCAAUUCGUCUCUGAUUAUUUAGAAAAGUUGCCUUCACACUUUCACACUCAUUCAAAUGCUUAUCAGACUCCAAUUGUCUCCUCAUCCCGCUCAAUACCCCAAUUGGUAAUUGCCUUAUUAAUAGCCAUAAGAUUAUAUUGUGACUCGGAUUCAGUGACAAUUGUCUUGUGAUCUGGUCAAGAUGAAUUUUGGAGUUUUGGGUGGCGGAAUCGUAGGGCUUACAACAGCCCUGGAGCUUCAGAGUCAAUUUCGUGAUGCGCGUGUGACAAUUGUGGCAGAAAAAUGGUCAACAGACACAACAUCAGCUGUUGCAGCAGGAAUCUUCAGACCAGCAGCUUCCUUUGCUGGACCCACUGAGGAAAUCACUCAGCAAUGGAUUGAGGAUGCCUAUGCUCAUUGGGAUGGACUUCGGAGGCAAGAAGGAAGUGCCAGAGUUGGCAUUUGCAAUCUAUCUGGCUACCUAUUCUCAUCUAUAAGUCCAGCAUUAGUGCGCAAUCCUCGCAUUGAAAAAAUUCUGCCACUUUAUCGCAAGGUCACAGAGGAUGAGUUAAAAAUCUGUCCCGGAGAUUGGAAAUACGGUUCAUUCUUCUCAACUCUCUUGACAGAAUUCAGAACUUUUCAGCCUUGGGCUGAGAAAAAAUUCCUCGCGAAUGGUGGACGAUUCGUUACAAGGUCCGUGAGGAAGAUUACAGAAUUGGAGAAGGAAUUUGAUCUGGUGAUGAAUUGCACAGGAUUGGGAUCGAAGUGGAUGCUAGGGGACAACAAACUCGUGCCAGUUCGUGGGCAGAUUAUCAAGGUGAAGGCACCAUGGGUCAAGACAGCCUUCUACGGGGACUAUGAUACGUACAUCAUUCCUGGAUUUGAGGGUGUAACUCUUGGAGGAACACGCCAAUUUGAUUCCUACAAUCUCAACAUUUGCAAAUAUGAUUCUACAUCCAUUCGUGAGCGCUGUCAAGAUCUCCUGCCUAGUCUCCGAGGGGCUGAAGUUAUACGUGAAUCCGUGGGAUUGCGCCCUCAUCGAGAUCCUGUUCGUGUAGAGGUGGAAUUCUUUGAAACUUCCCACGGAAAACCCAUGAGAGUGAUUCAUAAUUAUGGACAUGGAGCUUCAGGGGUUACAACGUCUCCAGGAACAGCCAAGUAUGCUGUUAAAUUGGUUAGGGAUGCCCUCAGUGGUCGGAGCCACUUGUAAAUUUUAACAAUAAUAAAAUGGAAACCCAAAA
Messenger RNA from Phlebotomus papatasi, 2906 nucleotides. RefSeq names its product D-aspartate oxidase (gene Daao1). NCBI's taxonomy places the organism in Eukaryota, Metazoa, Arthropoda, Insecta, Diptera, Psychodidae. Gene Ontology annotation, molecular function: FAD binding; D-amino-acid oxidase activity. Bases 1868 to 2875 code for a protein of 335 amino acids. The record is from RefSeq and is a predicted model, not a curated record. The transcript has a single exon.